This is a messenger RNA of Pyrus x bretschneideri (Chinese white pear), 953 nucleotides long. RefSeq lists its product as uncharacterized. Bases 241 to 576 code for a protein of 111 amino acids. The record is from RefSeq and is a predicted model, not a curated record. NCBI's taxonomy places the organism in Eukaryota, Viridiplantae, Streptophyta, Magnoliopsida, Rosales, Rosaceae. The transcript has a single exon.
CACUUUCUCUCUUUCUCUCUCCUCCCUCUCCUCUCUGUGCACCGCAAAGCAGCAAGAAAAGUCCAACACCAUAUAAAUAAAUAAACACGCACCAUUGUAGCUACUUGGACUUCAAAUUUCCAAUCCCAAAUUCCAAAUCCCAUCCACCAAAUUCACAUAAAUCGAACCAUCCAGACUCCAGAAACAAAACCCAGAUCGUAGAUUCAGAGAUUCAUCAGAAACAUUUCAGAAAUCAAUCCGAUGGCUGAGGGGCUUCAGAGGUCUGAGAGCACGUUUAGGAGGCAGGGCUCGUCGGGGUUGAUUUGGGACGACAAGUUUCUACAGCGGGCGCUGAACCAAGUGGAGGCGGAGAAGCAGGCAGAGGCAGCUCAGCAGGCUCAGGGCGGCGGCACAGCAGCACCCACCAUGGAGCGGAGCCGAUCCAACGGAGGAAAGGGGUAUCGGACCGUCAAAGUUUCGCCACAAGCGACGGACCCGCCUUCCCCGAAAGUCUCCGGCUGCGGGAUCUGCGGCGCGUUUGGAAAACCGAAGCCGGCGUCGGCGCGUCGGCCGAAAUCGAACAAACGAAGGUCGUAGAAUUAAUUAAUUCUUGAAAUUUGUACUUAAAAUUUGUUAGCUGUUUCUUGUUUUAAUUGGAAAAACACUGCACUGCCAAGUUUUUUUUUUUUUUUUUUAAUUUUAAUUUUCUAAUGUUAUUAGAGAAUUGUGGGGGGGGGAGAAGGAUUAUUUAAUGCUGAAAAUACGGUUUGGUACAUACGGUGUAUUAGGAUAAUUAAUUGAAAUUUUUUUCUCGAAUUUUAAUCAAUUAUGUUAUUACACUUGUGUAUCGAGUCCACCGGCAUACUGGAAAAUUUCUGAGAAGAAGGUGUGAUUGUAAUGUAAUGUUAAAAUGUAUAAUUAAAUACUUUUGGUGUGUCCGGUGAGCUACAGUAAUAUCCCAUUUGAAUUCUCAA